UUCCACUUGGAAAAGCUGCUGGGUCCCUGGUUGGAGGUGAGGGAGGAGGUAUAGGAACGAGUGUUACAUUUCCUGCGAAAGAUUGCAAGGGAAAGUACCUGGAGGGCAAAUAUCUAGUAUCUCCGCUCCAGUAUCUUUGUGGAUAAGUGGAUAAGGGGCGGAGGGAACCUGCAAGACUCACAGCGGCUGGAGGCGCAGCUUCCACAGACUGGCCAUGGGGAAAGUGCUGCUCGCCUUUCUCGCGGUCCUCCUCGCCAUUUUCGCUCGCACUUUCCUUGACGUGUGCAAUAAAUUAGGCGUGUUCAAAGAUCUGGCAGAAAUUGAACCUGGUAAUUGCCAUCUAAUCAAAGGAAUUGAAUAUGGGUCUGAAGAUAUUAGCAUUCUUCCCGGAGGGUUGGCGCUCAUCAGCUCUGGCCUGAAAUAUCCAUUGCUGCCUCAACCUUCCCCUGAUCAGCCUGGGCAGAUUUUCCUGGUGGAUUUAAACAAGCCAACCUUGAGAGCUGAGGAACUGAGAAUAAGUCGUGGCUUUGAUGUGGAAUCAUUUAAUCCACAUGGAUUGAGCACAUACGUAGAGAAAGAUGGUACUAUUCUCGUUUUUGUUGUGAAUCAUCCGAAGCAUGACAGCACUGUGGAACUUUUUAAAUUUGAAGAAGAACAUCAUAGUCUGACUCAUUUAAAGACUAUCCGACACAAUCUUUUAAACAAUGUAAAUGAUAUCAUAGCAAUGAGUUCGCAGAGUUUCUAUGCUACGAAUGACCAUUAUUACUCUAAUUAUUACCUGAUGAUCCUCGAGUUUUUUUUGGGGCUUUCAUUGAGCAAUGUUGUUUACUACAGUCCUUUUGAGGUAAAAGUCGUCGCAACAGGAUAUGGAUUUCUCAAUGGGAUUGAUAUUUCUGUUGAUGGAAAGUACAUUUUCCUUGCAGAGACUGCAGGUCGUAGAAUCCUAGUUAUGAAAAUUAAUCCAAAUCAUAUUCUAACUGAAAUAAAGAGUUUGACUGUGGAAAUUGCCCCAGACAACCUGGAGGUGGAUCCUAAAACUGGAGAUAUUUGGACUGGUGGUUGUUGGAAUGCCUGGAAAAUGUUACUGUACAAUCCUGAAAAUCCCCCAGGAUCUGAGGUAAUUAGAAUUGAAAACAUUCUUUCUAAGGACCCUAAAGUGACUCAAGUGUACGUGAACAAUGGAACUGUACUUCAAGGAACAUCUGUUGCCACUGUUUAUAAAGAUAGACUGGUUAUUGGCACAAUUUUCCACAAAGCUCUCUACUGUGAGUUUGGUCAUUCAUAACUUUGGAUGAAAGUAUGCUUUUCCAAACUGUGGUAAAUUGCACUUCUGCAGCCAUUAUAAAACUGUCAAUUCAGGGGAUAUUAAUUUUGGUAACAUUUGGUAGAAAUGAUAUAGAUCAUAAGAUAAUUCCUGUUCGUAAGUGGAAUAUUACCUAUUUUGAGAAUUUUUCCAAUUGUUUGAAAUAGAAGUAAAUUCUUACGUAGAUGGGUAAUGGUAUUGCCUCAUUUUCUCUAUUUCCCAUUGUAUAAUGAUUUUGCUGUACAUGAUGUUGAAGACAUUGAUCCUGAUUCAAUGAUAGGAGGAAGUUU
Molecule: messenger RNA, 1593 nt
Organism: Amblyraja radiata (thorny skate)
Lineage: Eukaryota; Metazoa; Chordata; Chondrichthyes; Rajiformes; Rajidae
Product: serum paraoxonase/arylesterase 2-like
Exons: 9
Coding region: 215-1285 (356 amino acids)
Molecular function (GO): arylesterase activity
Source: RefSeq, a predicted model, not a curated record